AUGAGGAAGGAGGUCCUCACCCUGGCCUUCGCCCGCGCCGUCUUCGUGGAGUUCCUCUCCACGCUCAUCUUCGUCUUCAUCGGGCUGGGCUCGGCGCUCAAGUGGCCCUCGGCGCUGCCCUCCAUCCUGCAGAUCGCGCUGGCCUUCGGCCUCGCCAUCGGCUCCCUGGUGCAGGCCUUCGGCCACAUCAGCGGGGCCCACAUCAACCCGGCCGUCACCAUCGCCUUCCUUGUGGGCAACCAGAUCUCCUUCCCCCGCGCCCUCCUCUACGUGCUGGCCCAGCUGGCCGGGGCCAUCGCCGGCGCCGGGAUCCUCUACGGCGUCACCCCGGCCAACACCCGCGGCAACCUGGCCGUCAACGCCGUGAGUGCCCGCCCGUGCUCCUCGGCCUCCUCCUCCGCCCUCCCUCCUCCUCCUCCUCCUCCUCCUGAGCCCUCGGUGUUCUGGGUGGGCCCGAUCCUGGGGGCCUGCCUGGCGUCCCUGCUGUAUUUCUACGUGCUGGUCCCGUACUGCAUGGCCCUGUCCGACCGCCUGGCCAUCCUCCGGGGCACCUACGAGCCCGAGGACGACUGGGAGGAGCAGCGCGAGGAGCGCAAGAAAUCCAUGGAGCUCACCCCGCCUUAG
This is a messenger RNA of Lepidothrix coronata (blue-crowned manakin), 624 nucleotides long. It is a transcript of the gene AQP5, whose product is annotated as aquaporin 5. Bases 1 to 624 code for a protein of 207 amino acids. Gene Ontology annotation, biological process: transmembrane transport. Gene Ontology annotation, cellular component: apical plasma membrane; plasma membrane. The transcript is spliced from 2 exons. NCBI's taxonomy places the organism in Eukaryota, Metazoa, Chordata, Aves, Passeriformes, Pipridae. The record is from RefSeq and is a predicted model, not a curated record. Gene Ontology annotation, molecular function: water channel activity.